CGGCCCUGUAAAGUUUGGCAGCGCGGCGGUGGUGGUGGUGUCGCGGCGUCGGAGGCUCAGGGAGAAUAGCGGAAUGGCCAAAAGAGAAAAUAUUGAUGCAAAACAAAGACGCGAGUAAUGGGAGCUGUUUGUGAACACGUGUUUUUGGCGGUGUGAAUGGUACACUUUGACUUUCUUUCCCAAAGGUCGAAUAAUAGAGGAUGAUAUUUGGUGGAUAGCCAAAGCUCCGCGGAUCAGAGUGGGCUGCUUUUUGCCGCUUUAAGCCGCUUUGCCUCUCCAUCUUUCCCCAAAGUAAGCGCUUUACGGAUUUCAGUGAACAGCUUAAAAACUGUUUUUUUUCCUGCGGAACUUUUUCCUCCAUAUUGGUCUGAGUUUCAGGAAAAGCAGCUCCUUUGGGCACCUGGUGAACUCAGAAGAAGGAAAACCAGCUCAUUUCUAUCAUUUUUGCGAUUGAAGAUGAAGGUAACGGUCACUUUCGGACGCACCGGUGUAGUGGUUCCCUGUAAGGAAGGCUGGACCGUUCGAGACCUCAUUCACCAAGCCACACAGAGAUACAGGAAACUUCUUGAACAGGAGGGAGACUUCCUGGUGCGGACCCACCACGUCGAGUACUGCGAUGGCGGCAUUCUGGAUCCCGAUGAUGUGCUUUCUGAUCUGGUGGAAAACAAGGACAAGCUGAUCGCAGUGUAUGAGGAACAAGAGGCCCGGCAAAGGGGAACGACGAGUCCUGGGAACAGCAGCAUCGGCGUCGUUCACAUCGGCACAAACGGUGGCAUCUCUCCAGGACAGCCGAGCCCCGAGCCCUACGAUGCCGAACUCGUGUGUUUCCAGCCAAUCCGAGGAGGGGAGAUCGAAGUCAACUCCUCCGCUCUUAAAGCCAGCACACCUCUCAUGGUGAGGAGCAGCAGUGACUCAGCUCUGGGCCCUUCAGGAGAGAACGGACCUGCACACAGCGAGAUGGAUAUGGAUCAAAACUCACUGGACGUGAACAAAGCUUCUCUCUUCAUGCUCAGCCUAGCGAGGACUGUGGAGAUUUCAGGAGAACAUGGGCCUCUUGGGAUACACGUGGUGCCCUACUGCUCGUCUCUCAGUGGAAGAGCUCUGGGCCUGCAGAUCCGGAGCGUGGAGGAGAACAGCCGCUCUAAAAGAGAAGGCAUCUUCCAGGACGAAGACUGCAUCAUCAAGAUUAACGACACCGAGCUGAUUGACAACUCCUUUUCACAAUCACAGGAAGUGUUCCGGCAGGCCAUGCGCUUUCCCGUUGUCCGUUUAGAGGUUCUCCCCUUGGCUAACAAAGAGCGAUUCGAGAAGAGUAUCAUCGGCCAUCUUUUCAACACAGAUGGCCAUGAUGGCACAGCCCGGCCCAAAGAGCCUCCUCCUCUGAAGGUGAAGCCCAUGGUAAGACCUGCAGAUUCCUCUUCUGGCAGACAAGCCGGACCUCAGGAGAGCAGCAGCGCGAGCACGGAGAACCGUUCUCUCGGAUCCCCUCUUCCCGUCAAUCUUUACCCAAGAGGCAAGAGCAGUAGCCCUGUACUCAGAAAGAGCCACACCGUCUCCCCUCUGGUCGGGUUCACCACCAAGAAGGGAGGCAAAAGGCUCAAAAUUGAUCUGAAAAAAGGUCCAGAGGGUUUGGGCUUCACCGUGGUAACCAGAGACUCAUCAUUGCACGGGCCCGGUCCCAUCUUAGUCAAGAACAUCCUCCCUAGAGGAGCCGCUAUUAAAGAUGGCCGCCUGCAAUCCGGAGACAGAAUAUUAGAGGUGAAUGGUGUGGACAUCACCGGUCGGACACAGGAGGAGUUGGUAGCUGUGCUGCGCAGCACUAAGCAGGGAGAGAGUGUGUCUCUGUUGGUGGUGAGGCAGGAGGAGUUAUUCCUGCCCAGAGAGCUGAAAGAGGCCCCGGUGCGCACCACUCAGCCUGAGGAAGGGAAGGAGCAGCUGAUGUUUGAGGUGCCUCUGAAUGAUUCGGGCUCAGCUGGCCUGGGUGUCAGCCUCAAAGGCAACAAGUCUCGUGAGACCGGUGAAGACCUGGGCAUUUUCAUCAAGUCAAUCAUCCAUGGCGGAGCUGCUUAUAAGGACGGCCGCUUGCGUGUCGACGACCAGCUGCUUGGCGUGAACGGAGAGACGCUCUUGGGAAAGUCCAACCACGAGGCCAUGGAGACACUGCGCAGGUCUAUGUCCAUGGAGGGGAACCUUAGAGGGAUGAUCCAGCUUGUUGUUCUCCGAGCAUUAUCGCCCUCCAACCAGGAGUACCCGGACUCCCGGAGAAUCCUCAAUCGAUCCUUCGAUAGCUGCGUGGGCCAGGCUGCACUCUUCAGCCAAUCAGAGAGCCCUGCGCAGCCCCAUACGGUGAUGAACAACAUCUUUGAACGAUCUGUGGUUUUAAAUGGGGGUUACAGUGACGAGAUAGGGUUCAGUCCUUAUAGGCAGAACGGAGAUCUGAGUGGAGGCUUGAACCAUCAGCCACAUCAGAGUUUGGAGUGGGAUUCGGGCCCAUGCCCAGCUGAAAGCUCUCUGACCUCUCAACAUCCUCAGGGUAUGACGGAGCAUCAUCAGAUCAAAUCUUCCAAAAGCAUGGACCUGGUUGUAGAUGAAAGCCAAGCGGGAUGCCUGGUGGGGCAAAAGUCAGCUUUCUCUGGUGUGGAGCUGGGUCCUACUCUAGGCCUGAAAAAGUCCAGUUCUCUAGAGAGUCUACAGACGGCAGUGUCCGAGGCUCAGAAGAACGACCUGCUGCUCUUCCACAGGCCUCGAGCUCACAUGGUGAGGGGCCGCGGCUGCAACGAGAGCUUCCGUGCUGCUAUUGACAAGUCAUACGACGGCCCAGCGGAGGAGGACGACGAUGAGGGCUCAGAGGCGAGCUCGGGACGGGACACCCCAGCCAGCAGCUCCUCACGCCAGGGGCUGGGAGACAACGACGAUAACAAGAAAGACAAGAAGAAGAAAAGCAAAGGAAAAAAGAAAGAGAAGUUGAAAAGCAAAGGGAAGGACAAAGACAAAAAGAAGGCAGAGGAGGCCACCGAGGAACCAGAUAAGAAGACGAAGAAGAAGGGAUUUGGACUGCUGAGGUUUGGAAAGAAGAAGGAAGAGAAGAGUAAGGGUGAGAGCAAAGCAAGCACACAGAAGCAUGCGUCAGACAUGCUGAGCGAAGAAGAGUUGGAAAGGAUGAAGGAAGAGAGGGAGAGGAUCGAAGCGAAGCACCAAGAGCUGAGAGAUCGUCAGGCUCGAGAUCGCUUUGGUUCUCCGGAUGUUGAGGAUGACGAUGUGGACCCCAACUACGCCCGGAUCAACACGUUCAGAGGACGUCUGUCUCCGUCUCAGUCUCCAUACGGGACCCGCAGCCCAUCACCUCAGAGAGCCACACACCCCUCCAAUCACAGUCAAGAGCAGUCAACUGAAGAUCCGCUUGAUGGCCUCUACGCUAAGAUCAACAAACCGAGAGGCCCAACCCCACAUGGAGCUGAUAGCAGUAUGGACCGUAUCCAGCAGCUGCGCAGAGAGUAUCAGCAAGCUCGGAGAGAAGGAGCUGCUCCAGCCUACGAAGAGUUGGAGGCUCGACGCCAAGGCUCAGAGUACGACCCACACCGGAUUCCUGUCAGGAGUUCUGACCCCAGAAUGGCUCCCCGCUAUGAGGAUGUGGAGCGUCAGUAUGCCUCCCUACCCAGAAGGGGGCCAGUGGAUUCUACCGAAUACCCCGGACAAGCUUGGCCUGUGCACAGGGACCCUGCUCACUAUACCACCCCACAGCCAGGCUACCACUCCAACUAUCCCCAUCGCCCCCUGGAUCCUCGGCACAACGACCCAGGCCUCUACCACCCCCACCCUCCACAGAGAGGCCCCAUGCGCCAGGACGUGCCCCCCUCACCCCCUGUGGCCCUCCGAAGUGCCCGGUACGACACCAUGAACCGUGGAGGCUUCAGACACACUAGUCCAGAGCGAUUUACCUACACGGAUGGUCGCCAUCCGGACCCGCGACAAAAGAACGCCAUGACUGCAGCCGUUUAAACACAGCAGUAUAUAUCCUGCCUGGUGCACAACCACACAAAACAACAUUCAACAACAACUCUGUGUUUUUAUGUGCUUGACCUGUGGUUCACUUUGCCUCAUCCUGAGUGACUUGCUGCCCAAGGCCACGUCUUAAAAAAUAAAAAAAAAAGCACAUACUACAUUCCUGUCUUCCUGCCAAGUGAGCAUUAAUGUAACUACAUUCAAGAGCUUCUCUUUUUCUCCAAAUCUGUGAUGCGACCAAAGGGUGGUGUAUGUGUACGAGCAUACCUGCUCCAGCUUCCAAGUCGAGCGAGAUUCCUAUGUUACCAUGCCUAUGUGAGCCAAGGCUUGGACGCUUCUUCACUUUAUUCAUCAGCUCAGUCUAAAGAGUGUAUUAUUGCCUUCUUUCCAGUGCUAUCAUAUUUCGAUUUAUCCCGAAAACUUCCAUUUUAUUAUUUCUUUCUUGAUCUUACAUGCGUAUUAUUCAGUAAAUAAAAUAAAUACAGAAGGCACAUGGAUGUAAUUGGAUGGGUAUUUUAAAGGGGUUAUAGGUCACCAUAUACACUUUUGUGCACACCUUCAGUCCUGUCAUAUUAGAUAAAUCUGUUCACCGUCACAUCCGUUGCCUUCUGCCUGUACACUUUAAAUCCUUUACUUUCUGCAUGUACACAAUUAUUCAUUUACACUAGGGCAUUUAUUAUUAUUCACAACCACACUGUUUAUAUGCAGUUGUUGGUGACACUUUCAGAUAACAUCAUUUAGAACCACUGACACCAGUAAGAGUCUUUUUCUAUCUUAAAGGGUUUUUUCUUUUCAUUAAAUGUUAUGUGAAGGUACUCUCUUCUAUCUAGUCCUACUGUUAAUGAGUUUGUCUUUUAUAUCUGUUCGAUUGAAGUCUUAUUAACCAAAAAUUGAAUGUGUUUGUCAAGAAAGGAACGAAGGAACCACCACAUCGGAAGGACGAGAAGACGAUAGAGUUGUUGCUCCACACGCUUCUUCUCAGCAAGCGGCAGCUUUCCGUUCUUAUUUUCCGCCACGCUAUUCGCACGUUUCGAACGUAUAAACGACACAGUGAACGUUUAGAAAGCAGAUAACGGACAAAUUCGAUUGUAAUACCUUUGAUGUACACGUAUGACUCAAGUAUAUUUUCAUAGCUCUGUAACAAACCAAACAAAUGUUAAUUGUGAACACAUUUUUUACUAACCCCUUUUAUAACACCACGUUAUUAAAUAUGCAUUGAAAAUAGAA
Molecule: messenger RNA, 5229 nt
Organism: Silurus meridionalis
Lineage: Eukaryota; Metazoa; Chordata; Actinopteri; Siluriformes; Siluridae
Gene: pard3bb
Product: par-3 family cell polarity regulator beta b
Exons: 24
Coding region: 457-3999 (1180 amino acids)
Biological process (GO): microtubule cytoskeleton organization; cell adhesion; establishment or maintenance of epithelial cell apical/basal polarity
Cellular component (GO): apical junction complex; apical plasma membrane; cell cortex
Molecular function (GO): phosphatidylinositol binding; protein binding
Source: RefSeq, a predicted model, not a curated record